CCUAAAUUCCCGAUUUAGGGUUUUCUGGUUUGUGGGCAGCGCCUUCCUUGAUGGCGAGGCAGGCGGCCGCGGAUCAGCUCAAUCUCUGCGAGUCGCCGUCGUGGGGUUCGCGCAGCGUCGAGUGCUUUGAGAAGCUGGAGCAGAUUGGCGAGGGGACUUAUGGGCAAGUGUAUAUGGCUAGGGAGAAGGAUACGAAUGAGAUAGUUGCGCUUAAGAAAGUUAGGAUGGACAACGAAAAGGAAGGGUUUCCUAUAACUGCUAUCAGGGAGAUUAAGAUCUUGAAGAAGCUCCAGCACGAGAAUGUGAUCAAAUUGAAAGAGAUCGUCACUUCGACUGGACCUGAGCAAGAUGACCCCAAGGAAACGCAGAAGGAUGGGCCAAAAGGAGCCAAAGAAAAAUCUCCUUCUCCUCCAGACGGAAAUAUAUACAAGGGAAGUAUUUAUAUGGUGUUUGAGUACAUGGACCACGACCUUACAGGCUUGUCUGAUCGGCCUGGCAUGCGUUUUACUGUCCCACAAAUCAAGUGUUAUAUGAAGCAGCUUCUCACCGGCCUUUACUACUGUCAUAUCAACCAAGUUCUUCAUCGGGAUAUCAAAGGCUCGAAUCUUUUGAUUGACAACAAGGGGAAUCUCAAGCUGGCUGACUUCGGCUUGGCUCGCUCGUUUUCUAAUGAUCAGAACGCGCUUUUGACCAACCGAGUCAUAACGCUUUGGUACAGACCUCCUGAGCUACUUCUUGGCUGUACAAAGUAUGGGCCAGCAGUAGACAUGUGGUCUGUGGGCUGCAUCUUUGCAGAGCUUCUCUACGGAAAGCCAGUGUUAACGGGAAAAAAUGAGCAAGAUCAACUGGCUAAAAUCUUUGAGUUUUGUGGAACCCCGGACGAGACAAACUGGCCGGGUGUGUCAAAGUUGCCGUGGUAUAACAUGCACAGACCAAGCAUAUAUUACAAAAGGCGUGUGAAAGACGUCUUCAAACAAUUUGAUCGGCAUGCGUUGGAUUUGGUUGAGCGUAUGCUCACACUGGACCCUCUUCAGAGGAUAAUUGCCAAGGACGCCUUGGACGCUGAAUACUUCUGGACAGAUCCUCUUCCUUGUGAUCCCGCGAGCCUUCCGCGCUACGAGUCGUCUCACGAGUUCCAAACAAAGAGGAAGCGGCAGCAGCAGAAGGACGACAUGGCCAAGCGGCAGAAGCCGAAUCAAAACUACCACCACAACAGUCGGCCACCGCCGCCGAUCCAACAGCAGCCGCCCGUCCAAAACAUGAGGCCGGUUCCGGGCCAAGCUGUCCAUCCAUCGGCACACACUGGAGGAGCUCACCAAGGACACUACGCAGGCGGCGGCGGCGGCGGUGGUGGUCGCGGUCCUCCUGGAAACUCCAACCGGCAUCCCCAAGCGGGGGGCCGGCCCGGUGGUAGCGGAGGUAGUGGUGGUAGUAGCGGCGGAGGCUACCAAAACAGGAACCAAGGUGGCUAUGGUAUCCAACCGCCGCCAGGAGCUUACGGUGGUCCUCCUCCCGCCGGUGGACGAGGAGGCUCGUAUCCCAUGCCUCCACCGGGAGGCUAUCCACAGGGUCCUCCCUAUGGCGGUGGAGGACGAGGACCGCCGCCUAUGGGAGGAGGUGGCCGUGGUGGCCAGCAAUACGGGCCUCCAAAUUCUCUGCCUGGACAAUAUAGUGGCCAGCCUUAUGGACAGCCACCACAACAAUACAUGGACAUGGACGGGAACUACAGGAAUUAUUAAAUUCUUUGGUAGUUGCUAAGCAUGAGGAGUUUUGGAUGUAAAUAAUCUUUUCAAAAUUUGUUGUAGAUUAGCUAAGCUGAUUUAGUUCAAGCUAAUAGUCUUUAAUCCGUUAUCGCAA
This is a messenger RNA of Selaginella moellendorffii, 1857 nucleotides long. Its product is annotated as cyclin-dependent kinase C-2. Gene Ontology annotation, cellular component: nucleus; cyclin-dependent protein kinase holoenzyme complex. The transcript is spliced from 13 exons. Gene Ontology annotation, biological process: positive regulation of transcription elongation by RNA polymerase II; protein phosphorylation. Lineage: Eukaryota; Viridiplantae; Streptophyta; Lycopodiopsida; Selaginellales; Selaginellaceae. Gene Ontology annotation, molecular function: ATP binding; RNA polymerase II CTD heptapeptide repeat kinase activity; cyclin-dependent protein serine/threonine kinase activity. The record is from RefSeq and is a predicted model, not a curated record. The coding region runs from base 51 to 1739 and encodes 562 amino acids.